GUUGCAACGAAAGGUAGUCAAUCAUUUAAAGAAGGAAGUAUAGACGUUGUGGCAAUGAUUGACGAGGAUAAUUUCCUUUCUGGUGGUGAUAGUGGCACAAUAUCUUUAUGGAAUAUUAACAAAAAGAAACCGAUAUUUGUAUAUCAUUUGGCACAUGGCACACAGUCUUAUGAAUCAGAAAGUGAAGGUACAAUACCUUUAGCAUAUUGGAUAAUAUCAUUAACUACAAUUAGAUAUUCCGAUUUAUUUGCUUCUGGUUCAUGGGAUGGCAAUAUUCGAUUAUGGAAGAUUACGAAUAAUAUUAAAUCUUUUGUUCCCUUAACACAAAUAGCAAUGAUAGGAUUUAUAAAUUCAUUACAAUUUGUAACACCUGUAAUUGACGAAAAAACAUUUCUCUUAGUUGGU
Messenger RNA from Funneliformis caledonium, 405 nucleotides. The record is from the annotation of a GenBank genome assembly. NCBI's taxonomy places the organism in Eukaryota, Fungi, Glomeromycota, Glomeromycetes, Glomerales, Glomeraceae.